Trichogramma pretiosum is the source of this 5361-nucleotide messenger RNA. Its product is annotated as leucine-rich repeat and immunoglobulin-like domain-containing nogo receptor-interacting protein 3. The record is from RefSeq and is a predicted model, not a curated record. Gene Ontology annotation, cellular component: extracellular matrix. Gene Ontology annotation, molecular function: protein binding. The coding region runs from base 503 to 3337 and encodes 944 amino acids. The transcript is spliced from 4 exons. Lineage: Eukaryota; Metazoa; Arthropoda; Insecta; Hymenoptera; Trichogrammatidae.
UUAAAACGCGUGUAUAAACGUGUGACAACAAAAACAUGUGUCAGUAUUGCGAGUCAGUGAAUCGAUCGUCGACGCAUCAGCAGCAGCACGACGACGACGCCGACGUACUUCUUUCAUUGAGCAAAAGUGCAAAGAACGACGGCCGACCAGUGGUGAACGGUGUAGUAGUAGUAUUAAGCAAUGGCGGCCUCCUCGAUGCCUCGUACGCUGCGAAGCAGCAUUUAAUCGUCGGCUGCAGCAGCAGCAACGAGCAGCUGAACUAGACAAAAAAACAAAAAAAAAACACUCGUGUGUCGUGUUGUACUGCUGCUGCUGCCAGUGUUGUUGGUGGUGCAAAAAGACGAGUCAGCAGCUGACACAGCACAGCACAAGACAAAAAACCGUGUAGCAGCCAGGGUGGUGUUAUUAUCGUAGAGGCAAAUGCAAGUCGUCAAAGCUCGACUGCUACCCAACCGAAAGACCGUCGUCGUCGGCCACGAGCUGCUCGCAUUAGGUCUCAGGAAUGAAGAAAGAUCGCUGGUUCCUAACUCUCUGCACAUGCUUGGCCGUGAUUCUGCAAUUGGCGAUACCAAGCAGCGGCGACAAUCCCACAGGAUGCUCGAGAAACUGCGACUGCGACGCGGCGCGGGCGAGUCUGCGCUGCGAGGAUCGACCUCUGCAGGAUCUCGAUCGUCUCGCCGACUCGACUCUGCUCAGCGUCGAGUUGAUCAACGUUCCGGCGUCGGGGCAAAUUCCCUUGGAAAUUUUGCGGCCCCUGGCGGAGUUGCGCCACUUGUCCUGGACGAGCAGCGGCAUCGAGUCGCUUCAUCCGCUGAACUUCCAAGGCAAUGCUCGGCUGGAGAGUCUGAACUUAGGUGACAAUCGACUGAGCAAGUUGCCCGUGGACGCGUUCCGCUCGAUGCGCAAGCUCAGGCAUCUGAACCUGACGGGCAACUCACUGGUCCGCGUACCGCCGCACAUCUUCAAGGAUCUCGAGGAACUAGAAACAUUGAGUUUAGCGAAGAAUAAGAUAGAAGUACUGCCUUUUCAAGCCUUCGAAGCCGUGGGCAAGAGUCUGAAGCUCCUCGACCUGUCGGGCAACUCGCUCGUCUCUCUGCCCGAUCACAGCUUUCGGCCCAAUCGCGCCCUGCGCACUCUCAGGCUGUCGAGCAAUUACCUGACCAAGAUACCCUCGCAUCUGUUCUCGGGUCUGGCCAAUCUGCAAGAACUCGAUCUCAACACGAACUCCAUCGACUUUUUGCCGCGCGGCCUCUUCGGCGAGUUGACGAGCCUGGAGAGGCUGGAUCUCAGCGGCAACACGUUGAGCCGUGACGGCAGACUGAACGACAUCGUCUUCAACGGCCUCGAGAACUUGAGAUGGCUCAGCGUCAGCAGGUCGAGGGUGGCCGGCUUCCCGAGGAAUGUCUGGCUGUCGACGCCGCAUCUGAGGACUCUGCUCGCCUCGGAGACCAAGAUCGAGGUCCUGGAGGACAACGACUUGGCUCACUUGGCCGAGCUGCGGAGCCUGGAGAUAGCUCGUAGUCCGCUGCGCGAGAUGGGCCCGCACACGCUGGACGAGACGCCCAAGCUCACGCGGCUGGUGCUGCGCGACAACGAGCUGGCCUUUCUGCCGUCGAGCCUGGCCCAGCUGCAGAACGUCAGCCACCUCGAGCUCCAGGGCAAUCCGUGGGCCUGCGACUGCCGCAUGUUCUGGUUCGUGCGCUGGGCCGAGGAGCAUCGGCAUCGGGCGGCCUUCGACUCGGGCCUGCGCUGCGGCCACGAGUCCGACACCAUCGACACCAUUCAGGCGCUGCGCUACCUCAACUGCACGCCGCCCCAGCUGAGUCGCGCGACCUCGGCGCGCGAUCUGCACGUCUUCCGCAGCACGGUGAUCCUCGAGUGCGAGUACGGCGGCAAUCCGCUGCCCUCGAUCACCUGGGUGACGCCCCAGCUGCGCGUCUUCCACUGGAGCCCCGACCCGUCGUUCCCCGACGCCUACAUGCAUCAUCCGCGGGUGCACGACUACCGGGUCGACCAGGCGGACUUCGAGGACGACGGCCGCGUCAAGCUGCUGGACAACGGCUCGCUGCUCAUCACUCGGCUGCUGCGGCAGGACGUCGGGGUCUACAAGUGCUUCGCCGUCAAUCCCAUCUCGAACUCGACGACGAUGGUGACGCUGCGCAUGGACCCGGUCACCAUGCACACGGUGAAGCUGCUCAGUAUCGCGGUGGGCGCGGCCAGCGCCGCCGGUUUCCUCCUGCUCACGCUGCUCGUUCAGCUGCUGCGCUAUCUCUUCAUGAGAUGCGGCUGUCAGAAGUGGUGCCUGUGCUGUCGCCACGUCGGGGUGACGCCGCGCGCCAAGCAGAUCUACCAGAUGCUGGACAACAUCGAGCAGUACAAGAGCCAGCAGCUGGAGCGGCUGCGCGAGAACUACACCCAGCAGGUGCACCGCAUCAAGGACAACUGCGCCCAGCAGGUCGAGUGGAUCCGCGACAGCUACGAGGGCCAGAUGAGGCACAUACGCGACAUACGCGAGUACGGCACGAAUCAUCUGACCACGCUGCGGGACCAGUACUGCGAUCAGGUGAAGCGCGUGCGUGACUACUCGACGAGCCAGUUGAACUGGGUGCGCGAAAACUACGUCUUCCAACGCAACAAGAUCCGUAAAUUUAGCUCGCACCAGGUGCUGCGUCUGCGCGAGUCCUACAAGUACCAGCAGCAGACCCUCAACAAGGUGCUCGAGAAUCUGCCCUCGCUGUAUUUCGACAAUUGUCGGAGCGGCUCGUGCGGCGGCGGUGGCAGAUCGGGCUCGGUAGUGUUCGAUCCCAAAGACCUGGUGGACGACGGCACCAUCACCGACGCCUCGCUCGUGGCCAACAGCGUCAACGCCUACUUCAAGACGCAGAUCGACGGCAUAGUCACGGCUUACGCCUCCAGUCUCGAGGACGUCAACAGCGACUAUUACACGCCCACGGAGCAGCUGUCCGCUUGCAGUCCGCGCAGUCCACCGCCGGCAAUUGGCAAGUUCGCCAAUCUCGAGGGCGUCCAGGUGAUCAAUUACAUCGACGAUCGGCCGCCGUCGUCGAUCUUCAUGUCGUCGCCGCAGCGCAGCGGCAACAGACCACCACUGGAGUUGGGCCCGGCUCUCCUGCACAGGAUCGACGAGUUCGGCAGCUCGACCACCGUCGCAAGUGUCCUGGAUCAUCAUCAUCAUCAUCAUCAUCAUCAUCAUCCGGCGGUGUUCCGUGGUAUCAGUGCCGAGACUCUGGCCGGCGACACGCGCGGUACCCCCGAAGUGCUCGACAUGCUCAUACCCAGUGCCAGUCUUCCGGAAUUACCCAGGGAGACGAGGCUCUGAGGUCCGAUGCUGUGCUGUUCGUCGUCUUCGAUCUUUUGGAUGUGUUGACAACACGUGUGUGUGUGUAUGUGAUACGUGCGCGCGUGUAUAGAGCUUAUAUCGCGUAGUGCAGUUUUAGACUUUUCGAGCAGUUAAUAAGAGAAACACGACAAAUAUUGUGUGAAGUAUGGUUAUUAAAAAAAAAAAAACAAAACAACAAGAAAAGCAAUGUGUGAUAACAGAAAAAAAAAAUAUAUAAGUGGUGCAGAACUUUCUUCUAGAUUGAAAAAAGUCAUUAGUUACAAGCCUACAUUAGGCGAAGAUAGGAAAUAAAUUAUUAUUAUUAUUAUACAAUAUAUACAUAGAUAUAUAUUAUAUGUAUACACUCGGAUACGAUUUAGAUUACGCAGUUCUCUCGAGCCUUUGCGGCUCGGUUUUAAAACGAAGGCUGACGAAAGAGAGACAGAGAGAGAGAGAGAGAGAGAUAUAUAGGAGCGAAUCAAGAGCGCGCGCGGCACACAACACGAGUAAAACGUAAAACGCCGCACAUUCAGCCGUGAGCGGUAUGAAAGGGAGUCGUGUUCGUAGCUCGAAUUGAAGAAAUUUCGUUUCAACUAAUCGUAAAUAGUAACUAUCUACUCGAGGAACUUACGAGCGGUAUACGUGGGUGUGCGUGUGUCUGUGAGUGCAUGGAAAAAAUCUGUCCUACUGUGUAGUUGUAUAAAAAGUGUUUAUUGCGUCACGCGAAAUGAGAUGAAAAAAUAAAAUAAAAGAAAGAAAAAUAAUAAAGUAAUGCCUACAAGAGAGGAGUAAUUCGGUCGCGUGUGUGCUCGAGCGGUGCUGCUUAUUUUAGAUAUACCGACACCUAAAACUUCUAUAUACAUGAUGAUCGGGUGUAUGUGUGUAUGUGUACUAGAUCGAUGGUGUUCAACUAUCGGCAAUUUACACAAAAAAAAAAAAUCUGAGACGGAGCCAAAAUCGGUGGCCUCCUGCCCGUCUCGAAACUCGUAAGUGAAAUUCUAAUAAAAACAAUCAUAUCAUGAGCUCUCGUAAACGAAGAUUCUCGUUUUUUUUUCUCGGUUAUCUCUGUUUUCAUCGUGAUGAUUGUAUUACUACAAGUGCAAUCUAUUUUAUCAUCGAAAUAUCUUCGGAAAGGAGAUUUUAAGAGUGCGUUGAGUGUUUUUAGUCGAGUUAAUUUUUUUUUAUAUAAAAUAUAGCGAAUCUAAUUCAUCGUUGUUACAUUGUUAACUAAACAAAAAAAAAUGUGAUUGAAAAAUUGUAUGGAACGUCGAUACUAAUAUCGCUGAAAAAUUAUGAGAUGCGACUUAUUUUAUAACAAUUACGAUUCGUUAAUCGGAAAAAAAAUCAACAAUCGUUUUACCGUCGAUGAACUCCAAUUCACAUCGAUGAAUAGAAGAUGUGAGCUGUGUAUUCAAUAAAAAUAUAUGUUUAUCGUCAGCAAGUGUUGCAAAGCACCUACUACUGUAUCACUCGAAUUAAAAUCGGUCGGAGUUAUAUAAAAUUAGCAAAAUUGCAUCUGGAUUUGUGAAUUCCAUAAAACACGAACGUCUUUUUUUUUAAUUAAUGAAAGAAAAAAGAGAAAAAAAUACAAUUAUACGCGUACUUAUGCUUCCCUUUGAUUAUUGUGUGUAUAUUUUUCUACGAUUCUUUGAAUUAAAUUUUAAAGAGAAUCCUUUUUUCUACAUAAGAAUGGCUUAUUCUUCACGGAAGAUAAUACCAAGACUGCCGUAAUCACUUUUUGCUACACUAAGAUAAAACCGAAAAUUAAUCGGAAACUUUUUUUUAUUUUAUUACCCACGUUUGGUUAUUUACUUUAAUAGGUCAUAGGUAAGGUUGAAUAUUUUUUUCUAUAAAGAAUAUCAGUUUUUAACACUUAAUUUUUUUUUCAAACAAGUUAUAGAAAAAUAAUCAGUAGUAGAGAAUAGAUCAAUAUUCCUUGAGGAAUUCCUGUAUGAUAACUAUUACUCUCAUUCCAUAUGUAUGUAUAUUUUGGAAGAAUAAAAAUUUUUCAAAGUUACUGCCUA